This is a messenger RNA of Xiphophorus hellerii (green swordtail), 1089 nucleotides long. RefSeq names its product charged multivesicular body protein 1b-like. Lineage: Eukaryota; Metazoa; Chordata; Actinopteri; Cyprinodontiformes; Poeciliidae. The transcript is spliced from 10 exons. The record is from RefSeq and is a predicted model, not a curated record. The coding region runs from base 111 to 713 and encodes 200 amino acids. Gene Ontology annotation, biological process: vacuolar transport.
ACUUGCACAAAAAAAAAAAAAAAAAAAUCAAAACAAGCCAGCGCUUGACUGAAUGACUCUUUGUCUUUUUUUGAACAGCACCUAACUGGUCCCAGAAAGCCACCCACACCAUGCCGAACAUGGAGAAACACUUGUUUAACCUCAAGAUUGCUGCCAAGGAGCUGCAGCACAACUCUAAGAAAUGUGACAAAGAGGAGAAGGCAGAAAAGGCGAAAGCAAAGAAGGCUAUCCAGAAGGGUAACACGGAGGCAGCUAGGAUCCAUGCAGAGAACGCCAUCCGUCAGAAGCACCAGUCCAUUAACUUACUGAGGACGAGUGCCCGUGUGGACGCUGUGGCCUCUAGGGUCCAGACUGCUGUCACUAUGAACCAGGUCACUAAAUCCAUGUCAGCAGUUUUUAAAUCGAUGGACGCGACGCUGAAAAGCAUGAAUUUGGAAAAGAUCUCGGCCCUGAUGAACCAGUUCGAGAGGCACUUUGAGACGUUGGACGUGCAGACGGUGCUCAUGGAAGACACCAUGGGCAGCACGUCCACGCUCACCACGCCUCAGAACGAAGUGGACACGCUUCUGCGAGAGAUGGCUGACGAAGCGGGGUUGGAUCUCAGCGUGGCGCUUCCUCCUGGACAGACCUCCCCCGUGGCUUCCACUGUGGCUUCAGCCGAGCAGGAGGAGCUUUCCAAGAGACUGUCCAAGGUGAGAGGCCAAGCGUCGUAGAGACGCAGCGGAAGAGGAGACGGAUGAAGAAAUGAAAGGAGACGCAACCGAAAGAAGAACUCCGGCAGAAAUACAAGCAAGAACCAGAACACAAAACAAGAGAAGAAUCCAAAUAGCAAACAGAGCAAUGUGCCUACACACUCUGUUCUCUUUUGAGGAGAACAACGAUGAGCACGACUUUUUUGUUGUUUCAAGCGAUACGUGGAUGAGUGUGGAGAAAGAUGAGCUGUAUUGUGAACAGCUAAUGCCUCAUUCUAAGUGGAUUAUAAGGAUAUGAAGACUUCUGAUGAUCCUCUCUGCUUCUUACUGUGACUCUGCUACUGUAACCAGUGUGUGUUUUUAUUAGUUGUCCUCUAAAGAUUUCAAUUAUAAACCA